Molecule: messenger RNA, 1677 nt
Organism: Perca flavescens (yellow perch)
Lineage: Eukaryota; Metazoa; Chordata; Actinopteri; Perciformes; Percidae
Gene: grk1b
Product: G protein-coupled receptor kinase 1 b
Exons: 7
Coding region: 1-1677 (558 amino acids)
Biological process (GO): protein phosphorylation; regulation of signal transduction; signal transduction
Cellular component (GO): cytoplasm
Molecular function (GO): G protein-coupled receptor kinase activity; ATP binding
Source: RefSeq, a predicted model, not a curated record
AUGGACCUCGGUGGUUUGGAGACGGUGGUGGCAAACUCUGCCUAUGUUUCAGCCCGUGGUAGUAUGGAUGGAUCAUCAGCAGCAGCCAUGCGUGACAAGAAGAUGCGGGCCAGGCUGAAGCUCCCACAUAUCAGAGAUUGCGAACACAUGAAAACAUCUGUAGACACAACCUUUGACAACAUGUGUAUCAAACAGCCCAUUGGCAAGCGCCUGUUCCAACAGUUUCUGGAGAGUGAUGCAACCUAUAAAAAUGCUGGAGAGCUGUGGAAAGACAUUGAAGACUACACCAUAUGUCAAGAAAAGGAGAGAGAGCAGAAGGCCCAAAAAAUUGUCAAUAAAUACUAUAAGUCCGCUUCAAAGAAUUUUUGCAGCUUCCUGGAAGAGAAGGCCGUCACUCGAGUUGUUGAAGACUUCAAGCAUGUCCGUGGUGACCUGUUUAAAGAGAGCGAGAGGCAGCUGCUCAAACACCUGGAGAAGGCCACAGAUGGCUUUAAGAACAGCAUGUACUUCCUGCGUUAUGUUCAGUUCAAAUGGCUGGAGAGCCAGCCUGUUGAUGAGGAGUGGUUCAAUGACUUCAGGGUCCUGGGUAAAGGAGGUUUUGGGGAAGUGUUUGCUUGUCAGGCUAAAGCAACAGGCAAAAUGUACGCCAACAAGAAGCUGGAGAAAAAGAGGCUGAAGAAACGCAAAGGCUAUGAGGGAGCAAUUGUGGAGAAGCGCAUUCUUGCAAAGGUUCACAGCCGCUUCAUUGUGUCGCUGGCUUACGCCUUCCAGACCAAGACUGACCUCUGCCUAAUCAUGACCAUCAUGAAUGGUGGAGACCUCAGGUUUCAUAUGUAUAAUGUGGAUGAAAAGAAUCCUGGUUUUGAUGAGAAGAGAGCAUGUUUCUACACAGCUCAGAUCAUCUGUGGGGUGGAGCACCUUCACCAAAACAGGAUAAUCUACAGAGACCUGAAACCAGAGAACGUGCUGCUGGAUGAUGCAGGACAUGUCCGCCUGUCAGAUAUGGGUCUGGCUGUUGAACUUCCGCCAGGAAAAGACAAAACUACUGGAUAUGCAGGAACUCCAGGUUUCAUGGCUCCAGAGCUGCUCGAGAAGAAGGAGUAUGACUACACGGUGGACUAUUUCACACUGGGGGUCACCCUGUAUGAGAUGAUUGCCGCCAAAGGGCCCUUUCGAGUACGAGGAGAAAAGGUUGAGAAUACCGAGGUAGCUCGCAGAAUCUUGAACGAUCCAGUUUCAUAUACACCAGCCUUCAGCAAAGAGUCCAAAGAUAUCUGUGAAGGCCUGAUGCACAAGGACCCUGCGAAACGCCUCGGGUUCAAAAAUAACGAGUGCGAGGAGCUCAAGAACCAGCCCUUCUUCAAAGAUAUUAACUGGGGCCGUCUGCAAUCAGGUUUGCUACCACCACCAUUUGUCCCUAGUGCUACGACGGUCUAUGCCAAAGAUAUUGGUGAUGUGGGCGCCUUCAGCACAAUCAAAGGUGUGGUCCUGGAUAACAAGGACACUGAGUUCUACAAUGACUUUGCUUCUGGCAACAUCCCGAUCCCAUGGCAGGAAGAGAUGAUUGAGACGGGUGUGUUUGGAGAGCUGAAUAUCUGGGGAGAGAACGGAAAGCUGCCCAAUGACCUCAACCCAAACUACGUGGAAACCAAAGGUGGAGGAUGUGUGCUCCUGUGA